UGUCAGAUGUGCAGUUCUGAUUCCGGUGUUGCUUGGAAACUGGAAUUGUCCACCCCGCUGAGCACCUACCUAGCGUACCUCCGAAUAUUGAUAUUUACCUAUUACCUGAUGGGGGGUCGGCCACAUUGUUGACGUCCCUUCCCUUCCUUCUCACUAAAUUUUCUUUUUCGGGGUUUUCAUUUUGUUAGGCACCUCAACUUUGCCCCGCGCAUCUUAUGAACUAUUCGCCAGUCACCCACCCGUUCCUCUCAAUUCCCGCAACUUUCUCUCCUCGUUCUUGUUCAUUCUCCGGCGGGGAGGUUGAUGGUGGUGUCACUUUUAUCAGAGAGACCGGACCGACACCGACUCAAGCAGUGCAAGCAUUAUCGGGGUUGGGAAUGGUGAGGUGAGGUAUGGAGGGGCAUGGAGGGGCAGCUCCUUUGGUUUCCAACGAGAGAAAAAAGUCAGCUACGGCAUCUUAUCCCUGGUCCCCUGCUCUUGCUGCUGGCCUGCCCCUCGUUACAUCACACUCGCAGCUACCCCCCCUGGUCCGAUAGUAUCAGGUCCGAUGCCCCCCCGUCGACUCCCUCACUGCCACCACCUCCUAGUACCUCCCUCCCCUCAUGCAAACACCACGACCGU
Molecule: messenger RNA, 621 nt
Organism: Colletotrichum destructivum
Lineage: Eukaryota; Fungi; Ascomycota; Sordariomycetes; Glomerellales; Glomerellaceae
Exons: 1
Coding region: 216-389 (57 amino acids)
Source: RefSeq, a predicted model, not a curated record